This is a messenger RNA of Acromyrmex echinatior (Panamanian leafcutter ant), 2070 nucleotides long. Its product is annotated as U11/U12 small nuclear ribonucleoprotein 35 kDa protein. Gene Ontology annotation, biological process: mRNA splicing, via spliceosome. NCBI's taxonomy places the organism in Eukaryota, Metazoa, Arthropoda, Insecta, Hymenoptera, Formicidae. Gene Ontology annotation, molecular function: mRNA binding; snRNA binding. Gene Ontology annotation, cellular component: precatalytic spliceosome. The record is from RefSeq and is a predicted model, not a curated record.
AUCGGUAACGUCAUCCAAACUUGAUGACAUACGAAAUAAACCAUUGUAAUGGUGGUACCGAAGUAGUGCAGCAAGAAAUCAAAAUUUGAAAAAGUUAAGCCAUUUAGUUUGCAACGAGGUUUCAUUAAUAUAGAACAUAUUUCAAUCAAAUCUUAUUGACAAAUCUUAUUGACUUCAACCUUUGACAUUUUUAUCUUUGCUCAACUAAUUUGGUUCAUUUUUUGCUUCGAUGGAACUAAGGUUUUUGGGUAUUUGCGCCAAAAAUGGAAUUUGAAAAAUUAAAGUUAAAACGUUUUUGCAAACGGGCACUUGGAAAUCAUAAAAUAGUUUGCUACACAACACUAUCCAGUGAAAAAUGACCGUCCAUUCGAUGAAUUGUCGAAAUCAUCAAUUCUUCAAUUAUUAAUUCGAUGUCGAAUUGACAUUGAUUCAAUGAAUCGUUUUUGCUGCGUAUUUAAAAUAAAUAUUUACCAUUAAUAUAUAUUAGCGAUAUAUUUUUUUUUACGUAUUGUCUUGCAUUAUUUCUGCAGUUUCAUUGUUUAUUCAACGCGUAUGUCGGAUUUUAGUUACAGAAUCUGUGACAGAGAUGUAUAAUGAACAAAGCUCAAGAGAACAGGAUAAUUUUUAUUUAAAACGAAACAAUAGACGAUUCCGAUGUAAUAUAUUAUUCGAUUGUGAUUGAAAACGGGGUCAUAUUCUAUUCAUUAUUGUCACGCAAAACGCUGAAUUGCGAAUGAAAAACAUUCACUAUUCCGCACAGUUAAGCGGAUAAUUUGUCAGCAAGUUACAAUCAUGCAGUACUCUAUUGAUUGAAAUUCAAUAAAAUUGAAUUUUUCCUAUAACGGUUUAAUUUAUAUGGAUCAUAUAAUUUGAAUUUGUAUAAAAUAUUAAAGCUUAUUCCUUAAAGCUAAACUAUACAACAGUAUAUAUUUAUAUUUAAAGUGAAGUAGAUAUCUAUAUAUCUAUAUAUAUGUAUUUGGCGAAAGCGAGAUAGAAAGUUUUAAUGCAAUCCAAUAUAGAGAGAUAAAGAAUAAAUACAUACGUCGAAUGUAAGGGGAGAGUGAAUGGAAGCGUAAAUGAAAUUUCUUGGAAUCGAAAAUUGAGACAACGAAACAAAAAAAAGGAAUUACUUCUUUUACAUUUUAUUAUCUUAAUUUUUAUUCUCUAAAAGUUAAUUGUUAACUUUUAUCACUCUUGAUAUCGGUCUUUACAUUCGACUUACGCUCUGAUUUUUAUUUUAGGGUGUAAAUAUACAUAUAGCUUGUAUUAUAUAUUGCACAUGUACUUGUGUAUGUAUAUUUUGAAAAUACUACAUUAUGCAAACGCUGAUAUAUAUGAGAUUAUAUAUUUUAUAUGUAUUUUAUUUAAUAAAGUCUUCAACGAUAAUGUAUAAAUUGCAUGCAAAAGUCAUGUAAAUGGAUCACGAAAUGAGAACAAUUUGAGCUUCUUAAAAGGAGAAAUUAAAAGGAGAAUAUGAUCCAUCCGAAUUGGUGAAAACAACAUGUUGCAAAAUUGGAGCCCUUAUGCCAGAGAGUACGAUCCCUUAAAAGCAGGUAGUAUCGAUGGAACAGAUACGCAACCUCAUGACAAGGCUGUUAGUAGGGCAAUGAUAAUGCACUAUGAGCCACCGCACGAUCUAGAAUCUAAGGCAGAAAGAACUAUAUUUGUAGCUAGGCUUGGUCCAAAAAUUACUAAUUACGAUCUGAAAGAGUUUUUCAGCAAAUAUGGAGAUGUUAUUUCGGCGAAGGUGAUAGUAGAUGUGAUAACUGGGGUCUCUCAAGGAUAUGGUUUCGUGGAAAUGAAAAGUGAAGAGGAAGCUAGAAGAGUGUUAAGAAGAACUGUCGAUGCCACAUUAAAAGGAUAUAAAAUUUUUAUUGAUUACGAAUGUGGUCGUAGCUUGAAAGGAUGGAAGCCGAGAAGACUUGGAGGUGGUUUUGGUGGCAAAAAAGAAUCGGGUCAACUGAGAUUCGGAGGAAAGGAUAGACCAUUUAAACGACCAAUUGUACCUAAUAUUUUAAAGCCAAAAAGAUAAAUAGCUUCUACGUUGACAUUUAUGACACUAUUUCCAUC